UUUCUCGUGCACUCAAUCGCUAGACUCGCUAGAUAAACAUGGUUCUAUUGAUAGUCAAAACUUUGAGAUUGGGCAAAAACGAAUACAGCGUCUUUGGAAAUUACUUGACAUUGUUCAUGGGCGGGCCGAUAAGAUAAUAUUAUUCGACCAUAUUUCGUAUCAGAGCGAUUCGCGUCAGGAAAGUCGGAGCUGGAAAAUAAAACCUAUUGAGAGAGCCAGUUUGCCCAUGAGAGUGCCGUCGUCUAAUUAUAAAGUCGUAAAGAUAUUGAGAGUUGAAGCCAGACAUUUGUAAUCGCAACUUGUCGAUUGUAUUCAUUGGCACAUGGAGCUGUUGGGUGUAAAGUUUGCGCCUCUUCGGGUGCCUCUCGAAAGACGACUACAGACACUUGCGGCUGGCGCUUGGUUUUGUGUACUGGGAUUUGGAAGUUUCUUUGGAUGGAUAAUCACGUUUUAUUGUUUAGUGUUUGGACAUUGGUUGAGAUACUUCACGCUCAUAUAUUUAUACUGGGUAUUCUACAUUGAUUGGAAUACAUACAAAAGGGGUGGACGAAGUGAACGAUGGACCUUAUGGAUGAGGAACUUCAUCUGGUGGCAUUACUUCUGUGCCUAUUUCCCCGUGAAGCUAGUCAAAACUGUUGACCUUGAUCCAUCACAAAACUACCUUUUGUGUUCAUUUCCCCAUGGAAUUUUAGCCACCGGUGUCUUCGCUGCAUUUUCCACCGAUAUCCUCAAUUGCAAAACAAUUUUCACUGGUUUAGACCCGCGGAUAGUGACUCUGGAUCAGCACUUCAAGGUACCAUUUUUCAGGGAGUUUGCCUACAGUUUUGGCGCGUGUGGUGCCUCCUCGGAAAGUCUUCAAUAUUUAUUGCAAUCAAAGGAUCAGAAUCAAAAGAGUGCAGCUGUGGUUUUGGUUGUUGGAGGAGCUGCUGAGUCCCUCAAAUGCAAACCAUCUACUUAUGAUAUCAUUCUUAAGAAGAGAAAAGGAUUCGUGAAAAUCGCGCUGGAAACGGGUACUCCAUUGGUUCCGGUUUUUUCAUUUGGUGAGACAGAUUUGUACGAUCAAAUACGCAGUACCGAUGACUCGGUACUGUCUAAAGUUCAACAAUUCAUCAGAAAAAUUUGUGGCAUCGCACCAGUAAUUGUUGUUGGUCGAGGAUUUUUCCAAUAUAGUUUUGGACUUAUCCCACAGAGAAAACCAGUAACUGUCGUAGCAGUUAUACAACCUCGGGCAGUUCUCCGUCGGACGACGAAGGGUCUAUACACUAGACAGGGCUUCAGUCCUUGCAAAACCAACCAAUACGAAAAUGACAAAGUAAAAAUCUCCACCCGCUUUCCAACAAUAUACAAUCGAAAAUAUCAGAUGAUCGUCGGAAAAUUCGUGGGUUGAAGGAACUAGAAAACAGGAAGAGGAGCGUCAUUCAGUUUAGCGUUGACGGAAGUGCAGGCAGAGGGAAAAAGAGGAAAAACAAUUAGUAAUCGACAAUAUUGAUAAACUC
This is a messenger RNA of Diachasmimorpha longicaudata, 1496 nucleotides long. Its product is annotated as 2-acylglycerol O-acyltransferase 2-A-like. The coding region runs from base 323 to 1387 and encodes 354 amino acids. The record is from RefSeq and is a predicted model, not a curated record. Gene Ontology annotation, molecular function: diacylglycerol O-acyltransferase activity. Gene Ontology annotation, cellular component: endoplasmic reticulum membrane. The transcript has 5 exons. NCBI's taxonomy places the organism in Eukaryota, Metazoa, Arthropoda, Insecta, Hymenoptera, Braconidae. Gene Ontology annotation, biological process: triglyceride biosynthetic process.